GAAACAGUUCGCGAGCGAGCGGACGUUUGCGAAUAAAGUUUUACCACAAAGAUAUAAUUUACAAUAUUUUUUUAACUCCACAAACCAAAAAAAAUAAAUCGCAAAUUUUUUUUCCUGAGAAAUUAAUGCAUUCACCAAAUGCAGAGAUAGAAAAUCGUAAAACGAAAGCCGAUCGAUUUGAGUGUUUGAAAUAAAAAGCUUUAUGUUAUUGUGAUAUGAAAAUGAAUAAAAGUGAACGAAAUUAAGUAGUAGAAAAAAUGAGAAGCUAUUACCGUUAUAGCUGAAAAUAUUUUCGUUUUAUUAACUAUCUUAAGAGUGCGCUAAAACCGCAUUCCGAUUCUCGUGAUUUAGUGUUAAAGCAAAAGUGCAUUACAUACACACAAAUAUAAAAUUAGCGUUGUCGUAAUUUUAGAUUUCGGUUGCGUUGGCAGAAAUCAGAAAGUAUCGCAUAGCGCUCGAGCAGCGAGCGUGCACAGUGUGCAGCAGAUUUUUGAUGCGGGCACUAAAACUGUGAGAAAUGGAACAAUUCGAGCAACUUUUGACUUGUUGUGUGUGCCUUGAUCGGUAUCGCAUACCAAAACUGUUGCCAUGCCAACAUUCGUUCUGUAUGGAACCGUGUAUGGAAGGUCUCGUGGACUAUGUACGAAGACAGGUCAAAUGUCCCGAGUGCCGAGCAGAACAUCGCAUACCAUACAAUGGAGUACAAGCCUUCCCCACAAAUGUAACAUUGCAGCGUUUUCUGGAGUUACAUAUCGAGAUAACCGGCGAAUUGCCAGAUCCGACGUCAGGUCAAAUCAUGGAGCGGUGCAGUGUGUGUUCAGAGAAAUCGUACCUCUCGUAUUGUGCGCAUUGUGAGAAGAAGAUCUGCGAGGACUGCAAAAGCGCACACAUGGACAUAUUGCGUCGUGAGAUAACGCGAUUCAAUUCACAAAUCCGUCGCAGUUUACAUCGGCUGCAGGACACUCUCGCCAUAAUUGAGAAGAACUCAGUCAGUCUGCAAACUAAUUGCGUUGGAGUAACCGAAGAGAUCGAUGAGAUCUGUAGACGCAUUACCAAGGCGAUUAAAGAUCGCACUGAUCAACUGAGAGGCGAGGUCGAUCGCUAUCUCACAAUUGAGAUGCGAAAUCUGACAACGCUUAGGGAAAAUCUUGAUCAUGAGAUUCAGAAUAUAUCAAGCAAUUGCGACAUUGUUGAUAAAUACAUGAAUGAGACGGUCGAAUGGGAUGAUUGUGAAUUGAUGGACACCAAAGAGAUCUUCCUCAAGACGGUUGAGUUCCUGCGUCACUUCGAGUAUGAGAAUACUGAUUAUACACGUCGUGUGCGCUUCCUUGUAUCAAUUGAUCCGAACCAGCUUGUGUUGAAUCUGGCCUCGUUCGGUGAUUUAAAUAUUGCACCACAUUCACAGCCCAGUGGUUCUGUAAGCAGUUCACAUUUGGCGCCUCCUUCAGGUUUGCAACCCGGUUUGAUGCGCUCGAAAAGUGAUCACCGACUCGCUACACAAUUUCGUCAGCAAGAGGAACGCGUCGGUUACAAUGACGAACCGGUUUUAGGUGGUCGCAAAUUCGGUGAGCGACCAGUACGUGCAAAUAACGAUCGCUAUGGUGACGGCAAUAGUCGCUAUGGUCGAGGCACCGACUACGAUUACGAGAAUGAAUACGACAACGAUCAGACAUCGUCCCGUCCCGGAAAGUCAUCACGUUUCCGUUCCCGCUUCGUUCGUUCUCACCAAAACGAUGACUCCGAUAGCGAACAACAACAAGCACAACGCCAACAAGAGUUGGAAAAGAAGAAGGAUCGCGUACUAAGCGGUGAAGAUGUGUCACGUGGACAGCUUAGUGGUAUUAUACGCUUAAGUGACUGUGCACGUGUUAUUCAACGCUUGGCAGAUAUCGGUAAAGAGAAGAAGGAAAAGAAAUCGGAUACUGCAGCACAGGCGGCUGUGCAGGCGGCCAUUCAAGCACAAAAAGCGUCAAUGCAACGUCCAAAACAGGGCGCCCAGAGACAAGUAUCCGAAGAUGAUGAGAUAAGUCGCAUUAAACGUCAGAACAAAAAUGCACCGGGAGGAACUGCAACACAAGCGACUGCUGCUAACACGACUGCACAGUCGGCGGAGUCUGAGCGCCCGGCUGCCGACCGUGUGGCUGCACUCAAACGAACUGGCGUUCCGCAAGGAACCAGCGAGGAGAGCGAUAGCUCCAAUCAUGCUUCACCAGUGCGUAGGACGCCACCACCAAGGGCUGAGUCCAAAGCGCCCGUAUCAGCACAAGUAGCGGCCGUCAAGAAGACAACGCGUUCGGGUAGCAGCGAUUCGACAGCAUCUACGGAGAGUUCGACCAGCUCUGCUGCAGCUGCCGUGCCAAGCAGCACACGUGCCCGCGAGAGUCCGGCACGUUCGCGUGCUACACCAGCCAGCAGUGCGGUCACGGCGAGCAGCAACAGCACGCCAACCACGGAGAAGAAACCGUUCGUAAGCCGCUUCCUGCCACAGCAUAGCAGCGCGGCAGCUAGCAAUGAGAAAAAGAAGGCGGAAAGUGAAUCGAGUAGCGAGGAAGAAACCUCCAGCGAAGAAUCAGAAGAUGAAGUCGACACGAAAUCGAAAUCUACUGCCGCCGCUAGUUCUAGCUUGGCGGCAAAGAGUCAGGUCGGUAGCAGUGCACUGUCUUCAUCGGGUGCAGGUAGCUCAAGUGGCGCUUCUUCUUAUCGGGAGCGUCUGGAAGCGCGUCGCAAUUCACGUGACGAUGCGUCCUCACGUCCUUCGUCCAGUUAUGCAACUCCAUCCAGCAGCGGCACAAGCGGCUAUGGUUCUUCGUCACGCCAACGCACCAUGCCGGCGCCACAUCACGCUCACGACUCGGACGAUCGUUAUGGAAGUGGCAGCGCCGCCUCUGGCAGCAGCUACACAAGCCGCUUUCUAAACAAAAGCAAGAGCAGCGCUAUUGUAUCACAACCAUCGCUCUCCACGCCCACCGCUUCCUUCGAUGAGGAUGCCAACGGCACUGGUGACGAUUCGGACUCUCGCUAUGGCACCGGACGUUCGCGCUAUCUGGCGAUGAAAGAGCGGCGCAGCCGCUUGGCGCGCAGUCGCUCCUCGCACGCGCUCGGCAACGAAGACGACGAUCUGGAUGAGCCGGUAUCGCCAACAACGGCAUCGCCAUCUGCUUACUUGGCCUCAAGGUACUCAGGCUAUGGCGGAACCGAUUUGGCACGCAGCCGAUCCUCGCACGCAUUGAAAUCGCGCGACAACUCACCAAUCGCCGACCGUAGCACCGCGUCGGCGCGCAGCGCUAUCGUAACUGCCGCCGGCUCCAGCACGUCCGCCGCAGCGGACAGCAAAGACGGCGAGGCGUUGAGCUCCUGGGCGCGCUACUUAAAGAACAAGUAUGGCAAUAAGAGCGCCAAGGACACACCGUCUAGUAGCAGUAGUGGCGCCUCAGCAGCGCCAUCGUCUUCGCAUAGCCAUGGCGCUGGCGUUGGCGGCAACAGCAGCAGCGGCAGCAGUGCCAGCCGUAGUCACGCCAGCGACGUGUCGCGUCGCUUAAGUUUGGGGCUGCCGUUGCGGCAGGCCAACGAGCUGGGCUCAUCCGAUGAUGACGGGUCAAAAAACGGGCUAGGCUCCCCUACCUCCCCUACGGUAGCAGCAGCAGCAGCCGGUAUAACCGGAGUGGCAGGUACUUCCCUUAGGGAUUUGUACUUGCGUAAACGGCAGCAGCUGUUCCAAUUGGGGGGACGGGGGAGCGAGCCCGGAUCCUUUACAUGGCCGCGCGGCGUAGCAGUUGGCCCAGACAAUAGCUUUGUAGUCGCCGACUCGUCCAAUCAUCGCAUACAAGUGUUCGAUUCGAACGGUAUUUUCGUGAAAUCAUUCGGAGAUUUCGGUUGUCGCGAAGGCGAGUUCGACUGCUUGGCCGGUGUGGCGAUCAAUCGCAUUGGACAAUACAUUAUAGCAGACAGAUAUAACCAUCGCAUACAAGUACUCGAUCCGCAAGGACGUUUCUUGCGGGCCUUCGGCUCACAGGGCAUCACCGAUGGCAAAUUCAAUUAUCCUUGGGGCAUAGCCACCGAUUCGUUGGGCUUCAUUUAUGUGUGCGACAAAGAGAACCACCGUGUGCAAGUAUUUCAAUCGGAUGGCACCUUUGUUGGUAAAUUCGGCCAACUCGGUCCGCUGGAAGGCGAGCUCGAACACCCACAUUACAUUGCGGUUUCAAAUACGAAUCGUGUUAUUGUAUCCGAUUCCAAUAAUCACCGAAUUCAGAUCUUCGAUGUCAACGGAAAAGUCUUGAAGACAAUCGGUUCCGAGGGCUCCGACGACGGGCAGCUGAAGUUCCCACGUGGCAUCGCUGUGGAUGAUCAGGGCUACAUUGUAAUCGCCGACGCAGGCAAUAAUCGCAUACAAAUUUACAGUCCCGACGGCACUUUCUUGAAGGCCUUCGGCUCCUGGGGUUCUGGUCGUUCGGAAUUCAAAGGACUCGAGGGUGUUGGCAUUAUGUCGAAUGGAAACAUUUUGGUAUGCGAUCGCGAGAACCACCGCGUGCAAGUCUUCUAAGCCGCGACCAGCAAAAAGAAAUAGAAAAAA
This is a messenger RNA of Bactrocera tryoni, 4570 nucleotides long. RefSeq names its product RING finger protein nhl-1 (gene tn). Gene Ontology annotation, biological process: negative regulation of translation; proteasome-mediated ubiquitin-dependent protein catabolic process; protein polyubiquitination. The transcript is spliced from 12 exons. Bases 518 to 4540 code for a protein of 1340 amino acids. NCBI's taxonomy places the organism in Eukaryota, Metazoa, Arthropoda, Insecta, Diptera, Tephritidae. The record is from RefSeq and is a predicted model, not a curated record. Gene Ontology annotation, molecular function: translation repressor activity; protein binding; zinc ion binding.